Anneissia japonica is the source of this 4238-nucleotide messenger RNA. RefSeq names its product sodium- and chloride-dependent creatine transporter 1-like. Gene Ontology annotation, biological process: sodium ion transmembrane transport. The record is from RefSeq and is a predicted model, not a curated record. NCBI's taxonomy places the organism in Eukaryota, Metazoa, Echinodermata, Crinoidea, Comatulida, Comatulidae. Bases 159 to 1850 code for a protein of 563 amino acids. Gene Ontology annotation, cellular component: membrane. The transcript is spliced from 10 exons.
AUAUCAAUCUCCUGAAUGAAGCUACCAAUCAGACAGUAAAUAUAUUUCAUUGAGGAAACAGUACAGUACCGUAACAUACACAACAAUACCGAAAGGCAAAAUAUUGCGUUGAGAAGUUAAAGAAAAUCCACAAACGAAUUUAACAACACUUAGCAAGCAUGGCUUCCAAUAUGACAAUUGAACAAGGUGAAGUUAAUAAAAGUAACGGGAACCUUGCUACAAUUUCUUUGAAUGAAUUUAAAACAGUUGAGAAUGGUAAACACAUGUAUGAGGAUGAUGACGAGGAGGAGGAGGAAGAAGAUAGAGGAGCGUGGGGGAGUAAGAUGGACUUCAUCAUGGCAUGUAUUGGAUAUGCUGUUGGUUUGGGCAACGUUUGGCGCUUUCCGUAUCUUGUCUACAAAAAUGGCGGAGGUAGUGUUAGAAAAAUAAUAACAUCCAUGCCCUUUCUUAAACAAGCUUUACGAGAGGGAAUACAGAUGUACUAUAAAAAUCGAGUUUUGAAAAUAUCACCUGGAAUCGAUGAGAUAGGCAGUCUCCAGUGGGAACUUGUUGGAUGUCUGGCUGUAGCUUGGGUUCUUACCUAUGCCUGCAUUUGGAAAGGAGUCGCUCAGACUGGAAAGAUUGUCUGGUUUACAGCUUUGAUUCCGUAUGGCAUUCUGACAGCACUUCUGAUCCGUGGACUGACUCUUGAGGGACAUAAGGACGGUAUCGAAUACUAUAUUACGCCAGAGUGGGAUCGUCUGUCCAGUCCGACCGUUUGGAUCGACGCUGCAACGCAGAUUUUCUUUUCCUAUGGAGUUGGAAUUGGAUCUCUGAUUUCUCUUGGAAGUUACAACCCAUACCGUAACAACAGUUUAAUUGAUACUUUAGUGGUUGGAGUGGUAAAUGCCGGAACAAGUCUUUUUGCUGGGUUCGUAAUAUUCUCAAUUCUUGGCUUCAUGGCAAAUGAACUUGAUGUUCCUGUAUCGGAGGUUGUUAGCGAAGGUCCUGGUCUUACUUUCAUUGCGUACCCGACUGCCGUAUACCAAAUGCCGCUCGUCCCUCAACUGUGGUCUGUCAUAUUUUUUCUCAUGUUGAUUAUGCUUGGUCUUGACAGUCAGUUCUGUGUUGUUGAAGGAUUCAUCACUUCUGUAAUGGACUAUUUUACUCAGUACAAGUUACGCGAGAACAGAACAGUGUUUCUGCUUAUUGUCUGUGGGAUCGAUUUCUUGCUUGGAUUAGUCUGUGUUACAGAGGGACCCUCAAAUAAGCUGAUUAUAGACAUGGACUCAUAUGCAGCGAGUGGCAUGUGUUUACUCUGGGUUGCGUCGUGGGAGUGCGUGGCAAUUUCAUAUGGACUUGGAGUAAACAAGUAUUAUAAAGCAAUAUCUACCAUGAUGGGCUUUACUCCAGGCUGGUUCUGGAUAAUCUGCUGGGCAGGUACAGCACCGAUGGUCAGCAUUGGAAUUUUCGUAUUCAGCCUUGUCGACUAUCAGCAUGCAAAAUAUGGCGAAGAUUAUUACUACCCUGUGUGGGGUGAAAUCCUAGGCUGGUUCAUGGCGCUGGCAUCAAUGCAUUGGAUUAUCACAUACGCUGUGUAUCUAUUCCUUACAACACGAGGAUCACUUUCUGAGCGUUGGGAAUACGUUACAACGAAUAAAUUUGAUUUUGAGUUGAUAGAAUUAAAAGAACAAAGAAUAGAAGCGCGUUUAGAAAGAAAAAGAGCAGAAGCAGCAGAAGACUUGGAGAACGCAAAGGACAGUAAUUCGGACUCAAUUCAAGCUCGUGAUAAUAUCAGUACGCCACCUGAGUAUGAAAAUAUAGCUUAUGUGUCCGAGAACGGCGAUGGGGAAUCGUUAUCGAAGAUGUAAGCACUUAGGAAUAGACUCUAACACAUUAUUCCAAUUUUGUUUGAGGGUGGCAGAGGGAGACAAAGACACGCGGAUGUUUAAAUGACAUGCACAUCAAGCAACCUCAGAUAGUAUGGACUGAGAAAAACUUAUGGAGGAACAAUGCAAUGGUCUAGGUUUCGCACUAGUUCAAGCUAGACGCUCGCGUUACGUUGCCCAACUACUACACAUGCUCAUCAGCACAGUCAAUUUUCAUUGUAAACCAAUUGAACUUAGACGAGAGAGAAAUACUACUGUACCUUCUCGUCACUGGAUCAAAAAAUUGGCAAACAUUCACAACUUGUGUAAGCUCAUCAGCUUAUUAUACAUACAUUCAAUACCUACAUCCCUACCAAGUGUUCAUAUUGUACAACGUGGAAAAUGGUAGAUAAAUUGCCUUGCUCACAAGGAUACAAACGAAUAGGACAACGGGAGAUUCGAACUCAAACGGGUUUAGCCGAAGGGCAUACUUUGUCUGCCUUAUCAGGUCCGGACCACGAAAUUCGAUGAGACCACGACGUGACGACAAGCGCUCACACAGACGAAUUCGUCAACCAACAGUCAGACGACAACCAUUGACAAACGUAUUGUGCGUCAGCAAAAACGUGCGCUUCCAUAUUAAUUUGUUUAAAAUGCAAAAUUUACGCACAGCUAAGUAAAAGAGGCAGAUACACCAAAGGGAUGAGUUAUGUCCAGAACCUAUAAUUUGGUUGUUAAAGAAGUAAAAUCCCUCCUGUUGAAACUGCUGAUGAUUAAGUUAUAUAUUUCACUAUUUUAUAACCCUCAAACAUUAACCAAUUCAUGUCAUUACAAAUAGGUCUACAACGUCAUGAAACACGGGUGCAGACUGUCUUAAUCUAUCAAAUACUGACGUUUCGAAAUUACCAAGGGUAUUAUAAAAUACUGCUGAGUAAAUUAAUAAUUAAUAGUUUAUAUCAUUAAUAAUAAUAGCUACUAUUAUUGAGUACGUUUAGAUUACAAAUAUUAUUAACUAAAACAAAGGCCUAGCAUUGAUCAGUGGCGGAUCUACACAUUUGGAUUAGAGCGUGCCCAGGAAGGAACUUUCACAGAUAGAGGAUUUACACCAACCAACCAUGGUGGGGCUGAGGUAAGAAAGGAAUGACACAUCUAGAUGGCCGGAAAUGACACUUUCAUAUUUAAAUUUAAAUAUAAUUUUCUUUGUUUUGUUUGUUUUUUUUUUUUCAUUUUUUCGUUUUUUUAUUUUGAAAAAAAAUAGAAGGGGCGGGCUGGCUUCCAUCCCCUUUAAUCCGCCACUGAUGAUAUCGAUAUCCACAAUCUUUUUUUUUGGUUUUGAAAUUCGAUUGGUAUUCUAUAUUUUACUAGGGCUACUAGAGGGAGAAAAUUAAGUCGGGCACUCACUGCGUCGUACGACUGUCGGCCGACGAAUCCAACUCUGUUCCCUGUGAACGCUCGACGACACGACAGCGUCGGUUCGCUUCCUGAGUUCUGAUUGAUUGCGCAUUUUUUCGCUAGCAAUAACUCCGAUGGAAAUGUGAAUGCGCAUGUGCAUGAGCUGACGCUUUCCAUAAGCGCGAAUAAAUUCGCCUAGUGGAAAACAGGCUUCAGACGACGUAACACUCAUGCAGAUUAUCGGUGGCAGUCUGAACGGAUCGUCAUUAAGAAACGAUCCGUUGUACGACACUGUCUGAGUUGGCCUUUAGACGACGCGACACCGUAUGCUGACUAAAUUGGUAGCAGCCUGAACGGUCGUCAUUAACAAACGAUCCAUUGUGCGCGCGUCGUCGUAGCGUUGUGUUCCCCAUAUCGCGUCGGCCGACGACCACCGCUGUGCACAGUGAGUGUCCGGCAUUACACGUACAUAGUUCACACAUCUCCGGACCUACUAGUCAUACAAACAUGGUUGGACAUAGUAUUCUCAGUCUUUAUAUGAUUAAGCUCUAAAAAUUCAAAAAAAAUUCUCCAAGGUUUACAUUUGGCUUCAAUAUAUUGGACUAAAACAUUGAUGACGCAACAAUUAAUGACAUCUAAUAUUGAUCACACGUCAUCUCCGCACUUGCGUGGUUUGGCGCGACAACAAGUUUGCGUGAUGAAGGCAGCUUCCAAUAUACCAGUCUAAGGUACCUAGUGGAAAGCUUGUAUUGCUCGCAUUGGUAUAUACAGAAUAUCUGUUUAAACAUAUAAAGGCUGAGAAUAACGAUAUUUAAUUUAGUAGUGAAAGUGUUUGUUGUAUUCCGGGAUAUUAUGUAAAUAGCAACUUUUUAAAAGUAUUAGCAUUAUUGUACCACGUGACUGAUCACGUUACUUGAUUUAUCAGAAUUGAAGAUUAUAUGUACAUUACAGAUUUGCUUCGUGUGAUUUCAAUAAAGAUAUGUAUAUAUGUAUAACAAA